GUGAGGAGAGUUAUUGGAGAGAAGUGUCAAAGGUGGGGGCCCCGGAGGGCUCAUAAUUCCUCCCCCAUCAGCUGCCCGAGGUCUGAUUAUUCCUCCCCUAUCAGCUCCCUGAGGUCUGAUAAUUCCUCCCCCAUCAGCUGCCUGAGGUCUGAUAAUUCCUCCCCCAUCAGCUGCCUGAGGUCUGAUAAUUCCUCCCCCAUCAGCUGCCUGAGGUCUGAUAAUUCCUCUCCUAUCAGCUGCCUGAGGUCUGAUAAUUCCUCCCCCAUCAGCUGCCUGAGGUCUGAUAAUUCCUCCCCCAUCAGCUGCCUGAGGUCUGAUAAUUCCUCCCCCAUCAGCUGCCUGAGGUCUGAUAACUCCUCCCCCAUCAGCUGCCUGAGGUCUGAUAAUUCCUCCCCCAUCAGCUGCCUGAGGUCUGAUAAUUCCUCCCCCAUCAGCUGCCUGAGGUCUGAUAAUUCCUCCCCCAUCAGCUGCCUGAGGUCUGAUAAUUCCUCCCCUAUCAGCUGCCUGAGGUCUGACAAUUCCUCCCCUAUCAGCUGCCUGAGGUCUGAUAAUUCCUCCCCCAUCAGCUGCCUGAGGUCUGAUAAUUCUUCCCCCAUCAGCUGCCUGAUGUCUGAUAAUUCCUCCCCCAUCAGCUGCCCGAGGUCUGAUAAUUCCUCCCCUAUCAGCUUCCUGAGGUCUGAUAAUUCCUCCUCUAUCAGCUGCCUGAGGUCUGAUAAUUCCUCCCCCAUCAGCUGCCUGAGGUCUGAUAAUUCCUCCCCUAUCAGCUGCCUGAGGUCUGAUAAUUCCUCCCCCAUCAGCUGCCUGAGGUCUGAUAAUUCCUCCCCCAUCAGCUGCCUGAGGUCUGAUAAUUCCUCCCCCAUCAGCUGCCUGAGGUCUGAUAAUUCCUCCCCCAUCAGCUGCCUGAGGUCUGAUAAUUCUUCCCCCAUCAGCUGCCUGAGGUCUGAUAACUCCUCCCCUAUCAGCUGCCUGAGGUCUGACAACUCCUCCCCCAUCAGCUGCCUGAGGUCUGAUAACUCCUCCCCUAUCAGCUGCCUGAGGUCUGACAAUUCCUCCCCCAUCAGCUGCCUGAGGUCUGAUAAUUCCUCCCCCAUCAGCUGCCUGAGGUCUGAUAAUUCUUCCCCCAUCAGCUGCCUGAGGUCUGAUAACUCCUCCCCUAUCAGCUGCCUGAGGUCUGACAACUCCUCCCCCAUCAGCUGCCUGAGGUCUGAUAACUCCUCCCCUAUCAGCUGCCUGAGGUCUGACAAUUCCUCCCCCAUCAGCUGCCUGAGGUCUGAUAACUCCUCCCCUAUCAGCUGCCUGAGGUCUGACAAUUCCUCCCCCAUCAGCUGCCUGAGGUCUGAUAACUCCUCCCCUAUCAGCUGCCUGAGGUCUGAUAACUCCUCCCCUAUCAGCUGCCUGAGGUCUGAUAACUCCUCCCCUAUCAGCUGCCUGAACUGGUGCUGAUUUCACACGCUGUCUUCCAGCUCCCCCAUACGGAAGCCCUGUGGAUGUUUACAUUCCUCCUGACUGCAGGGCUUUGUCCCGUUACCCUGUCAGGCACUGGAUAGAAUAGAAGCUGUCACACCUCAGGUGACCCCCGACCCCCCGGGUCCCGUCCAUCGUCCGACACAUUGCACAUUUAUGAUCAUAGAAGACUGUGUGGGCUCUGCAUACACCUCGCUGUGACAGGUUCUCUUUAGCAUUGGUGAGUAGAUUAGGUGAGGCUCCUAUUAUAUCCCCCUCAUUGAUAUAUAUUGUGUGUGUGGAUGUAACCCCUCCCCCCCCCCCCAUGUGACAUGUGUGAUGUGACUUUGCCGUGACCCCCUCAUUGUGAUGUAGAAGAAACCAGGCUGACCGUCUUUUCUGGGGUCACCGGACAGGGAUUCGGGGGUUGGGAUCGUUGUUUCCUACUAUGACACUGCCUGAAUUUUAAAGAAUAAAAUCCACUUAUAAAA
Messenger RNA from Rana temporaria (common frog), 1934 nucleotides. RefSeq lists its product as uncharacterized. The transcript is spliced from 2 exons. Lineage: Eukaryota; Metazoa; Chordata; Amphibia; Anura; Ranidae. Bases 607 to 1443 code for a protein of 278 amino acids. The record is from RefSeq and is a predicted model, not a curated record.